AUGAUGGAAAUGCAACUCUUUACGCCAGAUGGGAAAAUGAGGUUUACUAACGUUGAAGAUGAGUACGAGAGGAAUAAAGACUUGCACGUAGAAGACGUGAGAUCUCUUCAGGGGUGGGUCGAGAAGCAGCAGCACCUUCCGCCCGUGUCCGAUCUACAGUUUGCCAUUUUCCUCCAUAGCUGCCAUUGGAGCAUGGAGCAGGCGAAGACCACGAUUGACAAGUUCCUGACCUACAGGGGCGCGUGGCCCGAUUUCUUUGCGGAGCGAAACCCAAACGAUCCAAAAGUCAGAGUCAACAUGGAUGUGGCACUGUGCUCUUUUUUACCAACUCGUACGGCGGAGAACUACAAAAUUCUGUACGCCAGAUUGAUGGACACGAACGUCGAUAAGUUUUCGUUGAGCGGUUUCCAAAAGGUCUUUGAUAUGUGCAUGAUGCUGGAGUUGAUGCAGAAAGGCACAUUUGAUGGUUUUGUCUUAAUCAGUGACUUAAGCAAUGCAAGCAUUGGGCACGCUUUGAAGGGCGACAUCUUGGUUUCCAGAAGGAUAUUGUUGUACUUACAGGAGGCGUUACCUGUCAGAUUAAAGGGUAUCCAUGUUAUUACAACGUCCGCAAUUAGAAAUCUGAUAGUGGCUCUCGUAAAGCCAUUCUUAAACAAAGAAGUGGCACGUUUGCUGCAUUUCCACGACUCCAUCGAAUCUUUGUGCAAGUUUGUACCACGAGAAUUACUGCCCGCCGAUCUCGGAGGAGAAGGGCCCACCACCAAGGAGCUGCACGAUGAUAUGCACGAGUCGUUCACUGAGUAUGCGGAUUUUUUCGUGGAACAGGAAAGUUUCGUUUCGAACGAAAGUCUGCGUGAUCUGCGACCGCCCUAUAUGGAUGAAGAUGUGGGAAUCGGUACGGGUGGAUCGUUCAAGAAGCUCGACCUAGAUUAGAAUGUUGAUUACGUUAG
This is a messenger RNA of Photinus pyralis (common eastern firefly), 950 nucleotides long. Its product is annotated as alpha-tocopherol transfer protein-like. The coding region runs from base 1 to 933 and encodes 310 amino acids. Gene Ontology annotation, molecular function: phosphatidylinositol bisphosphate binding. The record is from RefSeq and is a predicted model, not a curated record. The transcript has 6 exons. Gene Ontology annotation, cellular component: membrane. NCBI's taxonomy places the organism in Eukaryota, Metazoa, Arthropoda, Insecta, Coleoptera, Lampyridae.